Messenger RNA from Zootoca vivipara (common lizard), 5149 nucleotides. RefSeq names its product small lysine rich protein 1 (gene SMKR1). Lineage: Eukaryota; Metazoa; Chordata; Lepidosauria; Squamata; Lacertidae. The record is from RefSeq and is a predicted model, not a curated record.
UUUUCCCUCACAGACGCCUGUUGGAGGCAAAGUGCUUGUUCGAACAGAAGGGGGAGGGGCGCGCGGCCGCCUCUUUUCCCCGCCUUUUCUCCUCCCUUCUCACAACGGCGAAGGCGCAAGGCCCUGUACGUAAUACGUCCCAAAACUGCCACCGGAGCGCGCACGCUAGGUUACGAACCAUAGCAACAAACCGAACUUAACGGGGAGGUAAACAGAAGGCGGCAAGCCCCGCCCCCGAACUGCGAAGCUCCGCCCGGCAAACUGGCAGCGGGAGGCGGCGGCGGCGGCUCCGUCUGGUCUCGCGCGCACGGGCGCGCGAGCUCCGCUUUGGACGGGUCGAGGAGGAGGAGGCGGGUUGCCUGGCAUUGCCUCUGGAAGUAUUAAAAAAAAUUAAUUGCCUUGCAUUGGGACUAGACACAAUGGCCACUAGCUCAGUCCAGUGAAAGGACAUCACUAUGGGUGGUGGAGGCAAAGGCAAAGGGAAGGGGAAAGGGAAAGGGAAGAAAGGAAAAGGGAAGAAAGGAAAGAAGGGCCCCGUCGAGGUGGACAUCAUGAGCCCGGCGGCCAUGCUGAACCUCUACUACAUCGCCCACAAUGCUGCUGCCUGCUUGGAGUUCCGCGGCUUCCCGUGGCCAGGCUCUCCGAAAAAGAAAGGAAAGAAGCGGAAAUAGGGAAGAAACAGUGGGAAAAGGCAGCCCCAGUGUUCGCGAUGAGACCCGGAGCCCCUUCACAGGGGAAGGAGACUUUUGCGGGGACCACACGAACCCAAGCAGAAUUCACUCAGGUUUCUUUCUUUGCCAUAGUCACUGUUGCAGGUGGACUGAAGCAGCUCUCUCUUCCAACAGCAAGAAGGAAGUAAACGCUGCUUUGAGAUGCCUACUGCAGCACCGCAGUCUGUUCUUCAUUGUUGCAGGAAGUAACUCGCAGAACCUUCCGUGGCUCCUCCUGGUCAUGUCUGAUGGGGGGUGGGCUUUGCGCUAGGGACCGCCACCAUUUCCAGGACCUCUGCAGCGCAAGCGUGAAAUUUGGUUGCUCAAAGCAACUGCAGCUGCGAUGCAAGGAUCUUCCAGGACCCGGGACGUUUCAGGCUCAAUACUCCACACACUAGUCAAGGCUGGCCUAAGCAUAAAGGCAGGCUAAGCAUUUGCCUGGGGAUGCACAGUUCGGGCUGGCUGUGUGUGGGGGGGGCAUCCUGUAAGCAGUGCAGAAGUCCAGCCUCUCUGCGUUGAGCAUGGCCAACUUCCAGAAUGUGCCCCAUAAUCCUCUUGUGACAGCCCAGGGGAUUCUGGGGCAGGGCGUCAUUUCCACGCAGGAUCCCGGUUAGCUGCAAGGGUAUAGAUGUAGCAUCUUUUAUGACUCUAAGAAUCCCAGACUUAGGUGCUGCACCAGAUAGUGCGACAUUCUGUGUGCUUUGCUUGGUGAAGGGAAGUUGUUAAGACACCCGGGAACUGUGUGACGGAGUAGUCGAGGAUUAGAUCUGUCGGAAAGCAAAUUUACACAUAGGAGCAGGAAGAAACGGGCAAUGAUUUCUGUAGGGAGGGCUGUGAAGUAGAAUGUGCGCUGGCUCAGGUGGCAUCCUGACAGGCUCAGGUGCAGUUUGCUCAGGUGCAACCCAUAUAUAUAUAUGGGUUGGUAUUGCUGCCUAAACAGGUCCAGACCUGAAAGCUCAUCUGCAGCAAAGAAGGAUUUGCCACCUGCCUGAGUGUCGGGGUGCUGGGAGAAAUGUGCCAUGUAGGCAGACGAGGUGAGGGGGAAGGAAUGGUGCUAAUCUGGAAAUGUAACGAUGCUGGCAGGCAUGUCCAAGUACUUCCAGAGGCUCACACAGGCUCGCCAUAGCAGAGGCGUUGCCUUCCCUUACACUAGUAUGGCUUUGUAGACCUGGCUGAUGGGGCCCCAGGGCAACAACUAUCCUUACAGCUGUGCUGUACUGAUAAAACUUGGCUCAAGACAAGACAAGGAAGCUGGGGGUUGAUAGAGAGGCAAGGCGUGGGCUAGCCUUCUAUCUUUCUCCCUUACUGCAAGGAUGUACACUGUUGGUUUGGAAGUGGGGUGGCUUACAGUGGACAUUAAGCAGGUGUGUAUUCACCAUUUUAUCUACUCUUUCAACCACUCCUUACUCUCCAUAGUGGCUGUGCUGUGUAGCUUCCGGGAAGUUCAGGUUGCCUGCUGAUGCUGGUCAGCUAGUCUUGAACUAACGUACUGCGGACAGCUAAAUAUGUGUGUGGGUGUGCACAUUCAAAUGGUGCUAUUUGAUAUUCCAGUCCAAAAUGUUUCCUUUGUGAAGGAGACAUACUGUUUAAAGCUGUCCAGCCAGAAACCUACAGACGAACCAAUUUCUUUUGUUAAAUUGUUACCAAGGAAUAAGCAAAAUAUAACGUACAAAUGUUUUCCAGUCCAGGCACAGAUGCGACUUCCUUGUGAGCACACACAGGCUGGGCUUCCCACAAUCCAUUGUGCAAUUACAUGCCCAUAUCCCAUUAAACUCUGGAGUCUGUGCUGGCUUGUGGCCAUUAUGUUUCACCUUCUUCCCUUUAACAUCCCAGCUCUGUCCCAUGUUUACAUGUAAAGACACCGCCCAUAUAGUUAAGCGUCUCCAGGUUUGUAUCAUCUUUUCCUAGUGUACUUUGAAUUCCUCCACAAUAAGUUCAGAAUUUUUUUUUAAAUGUCUCAUUUUUGUUUGUGAUUCAGGAUUACGCAGCAAGUUUUUGGUCUUUUACACUUUUAGUCUUUUUAGCAUGUUUACUGCUACCCUCCAUUUUCUGCUGCAUAUCCCAGGUUGCUACUUACACGUCAACAGCUUGAGCGAGGACAGAGGAAAUACCUGGAAAUGCAAAGUUCUGAUAGGAAAAUGAGAAAAUGCCUGGGUUUUGUUUUUGCUGUUUCUCAAAAGAAACAUGGGCAAGCAAAAGGAAGGUUAACAAAAGCAACUGCUGUCCCAAGACACUUGAUGAGUUGAGAAGAUGGGGAGAGCCAUUGGAUCAGGACCAAAGAGAAACUGAUUCUGGAAGGUCAAGCACAGGUCUGGAGGGGAAUGUCUUCCACUGUCAAUUAUAUGACAGAUUCGUGGAAGCGGCCACUGGCUUGUCAGACCAACAGCUACUUUAAAUGUGUCAGGCAUGCCUAAAGUUCUUUCCUUUUUUCCAUAGAUUUCGACUUCAGAAGUGUUAGGUUGUGGGCACACCAUACAUUUAAAGGGCAUGGCUUCCUCCAUACAAGCCUGGGAACUGCAGUUUAGCCUUCGCAAAACUGUAAUUCCCAACCCCCUUGACGAACUACAUUUCCCAGGAUUCUUUGGCAGGUGUGUGUGUGUCACGUGCUUCAAAUGUGUGAUGUGUACACAGCCUGAGGCUAAGUGCUUCCUAUCACUGUGCUCAGCUCUGGCUCCUGUUUCCCUCCAUCCAGUGCAGGCUGCCUUCUCAGGUCACCCAUUCAAAGCUGAAAGUGAGGCAGGAUCUGGUUAAAGAGCUGCUUGGCCUUCCCAUUCCAUCAAAGUAUCAGCCCUUGUCCACAACUAAUUCCCCUGCUGCGGGGAAUUAGCCUGUUUGAGUUUGGGAUUAAGGGAAAGCAGGUGGCUCUGGUGCCAAUACAUUUGUUUACUUUUCUUUUGUUUAUAGGCUUCCUCCACCUGACUGCUCCUGCAAAUCCUAUAAGGAUUUCCCCCUAAUGUCCUCCUGCUGUUUACAUGGCUUUUUAUAAAGCAGCAAAAAAUAAAAUAAAAAUGGAUCACAUGGUCACGGGCUGCAAUUUGCAAGCCAUUUAUUCUGGAGUUGUUGCAAAGCAGUGAGAGUGUUUUGGUUUGAGGUUCCUUCUGGAGUGUGCAGUGCAACUGUUCUCAACCACUUCAGAACUAUGAUCUUUUUUGCAAGGUGGUGGAGGUAAAUACCCCAAUAGGAAAGUUGAUGGGAUUGUUAUUUGUUGUUAACUUGUUCAGUUUCCAAAUCUAAGAUACGAUUCUUACUUGUGGGCCUAUUUGAAGGCAAUGAAACAACCCAAAGUGUCCCUUCUACCUUGACAUUAUUCUCCUGCUUUGUUCAUCCAGCGGGACCACCCUCUUGAUAGGUUUCCAAACAACCUGCCUGUUAGUUUUGAGCAACAUUUCCCUUACGUUCCUGGCACUUUGCAUAUGGCGAAAUUAGGCUUGCCGCCGCUUUUCUUGGCUCUGCUCCUGUGCCUUCAGCAGCACUGGCAAAUUUAGCUAGUAGCGUGGCCAGGUCAGGAGCUUGCUUUGUGAUAAACGUUUCCCUGACUAAAUCUCUGCCCAUCAUAGUGGCUGUUAAAAGAUGUAGGAGCAGAGAGUUGGUGGGUAUAAUAGUUAGCAAACCUAAUUGUUGCAAGCUUCCAGGGGUGUCAGUAAAAAAGCCAUUUUGGUAUAUAAGCAUUACAUGCAUAAUAAAAUAGCAAGGUAGCAACGUCAUGGGAGUCUCUCCAACUUCCUGCUGGAAGCUAGCUUCUCAAUUCCUGGUGAUGUCAGUGUAUCCUCUGAGGGAAACUUGUCCAUUGAGUGUCUGCAAACCUGCAUGAGGCUAUCCAAAUCCCUCUGCCUUGUAUCUCCAUGACCUUUAACGUUGCUGAAAUCUAUUGCACGAUAGAAAGGAUUAACCAGGAUCCACUGGAAUUAUAUUCCUACCAACACAACAGGCUGCCAUCACCCUGCAAAACUACUGUUCCAGCAUACCUGGUUUAUUAAACAAACCUGCAUUAAUGAGUCUCCCUGCACACGUGAUGCUAGCAGAGGAAGGAAUUUAAUUUUAGAGGAUUUAAAAAUUCGGUACGAGCCCCGCACGAAAUUAAAUUCCUACAACUCGAGGGUUGCUACCUGCAACAUCAGCAGAAACGGAAUCUCAUGUCUGAAGCAAGGGAGCACCAUCUCCUGGGUCCGUUGCCAGCUUCUCCCCUGCCCUGCUGUAUGGCGCAUCUGAAGUCUUGCAAUACCAGUGGAGCACUAAUGGCACUGCUGAAGAAAUACCAAGAAGAAAUACUCCACUUUACCUGGAUCCCUUUCCCCCCCCCCAAGGGCAUAUCUAAGCUAGCCCAAUUUCAAAGGCUGGGAGUGCUGUUUUAGGACAAAAGGGAUGGCAUAAACGUAGCUUCCUACGUCCUUGUCUUUCCUGUGCUCCACCAUCGUUGCCAAGGCACCACGAAUAAAAGC